Messenger RNA from Ostreobium quekettii, 1617 nucleotides. The record is from the annotation of a GenBank genome assembly. NCBI's taxonomy places the organism in Eukaryota, Viridiplantae, Chlorophyta, Ulvophyceae, Bryopsidales, Ostreobiaceae.
AUGCUGUGGACUCUAUAUGUUGCCGCCACACUCUGCCUCAACCUCUCCAUUGCGGAUGCUGUCACCUUUACAUUUGAUGAAAAUUCUUGGACGAAGUCAACAUGGAAGGAUUUCAAGAUUAAUAGGCCCAAAGAACUUUGGCGGGUCAGUGACGACCCAAUUGUGUCGAAGCAUUUGGCGAAUCUUCAGGAUACAGGAUACUCAUUCAUCAGCGCUCAAGGGCCCCAGAGCGGACUGGGCAGUGAAGGCGACAUGUGGAGUUCUGAAGAUGUGGAUGCACGACCAGGAUCUGAUUUGGAAGCAGAACUGUUGAGUGCUCUAAACAGUUUGGCCGCAAGUGAGGCAGUGCUUGACCCAGUGUGCCACAGCAUCGUAGAGAAUACUUGGAGAGCAGGCACAGCAUAUGCACACAACAGGCAGCCCAUCACUGAGGAUAAAGUCCACUGGCGACUGGCAGAUGUGUGUCCAAAAGUCGGGGAGGAUGUGCUGGAGAGGUUUGCGCUGUCCAAAGGCCCAGGUCAGGAGUGGACGCCCCAAACGGCUCACAGGUACCAGUUGGACAGAAGGCGGCAGGGCCAGCCGGUCACUGCCAACGAAGUCAAAGCUGUACAGUUGUCUUGUGAGAGGCUGGUGAAGAUACGCAAAGACGAGUUCACCAAAGCUUUAUACGGAGGCCUUGUGCAAUAUGCUGCCGCUGUUUCUGCCAUUGUAGAUCGGCAGGACAAGGGCAAAUCCUUGGAAUCAGGCAGUGGUGAAGAUGAGACUGAAGGAAGUUCUGAAGAAGAACCGGCACAGGAAGAAGAAUGUGUUGACAGACACCAAAAGUGUGAGAAGUGGGCAGACGAGGGAGAAUGCCAAAAGAACCCUAAUUACAUGGUUGGGGACUCAAAGGGGUAUGUGGGUAACUGCCGGCUGAGCUGUGGUGUGUGCGAGCCAUCAACCAACAUUCAACGAUUUGGCAACCUGUAUUUGAAGCGAGAUGAGGCACACAAUCUUACACAAAUAGGCGCCGAUCUGCUGAAAGAUGCAAAGAUGAAGGCCUGCCCUGAAAUAUCAACAUCCCUUCCUCGACCUCCGCAGAGGAUUCUUCUGAGGCCAAAUCAGCUGCACAUCAUUCGAAUGUCUGCUGUGUCGCCACCACCGCCAGAUGCCUCUGCUGUAGCAACAGCCUUGUACAAUGACCUAGGAGGGCAUUGCCUUUACCUCAAUCAAGGGUGGUGGACUUAUGAGGUCUGUUUCAUGACCAAGAUAAGGCAGCUGCACCUUGACAACUCAGGUGGCAUUGCUACAGAACACCUGAUAGGCAGCUACAGGGAAGAAGCAUUAGGGAAGCCAGGGCUAUUGAAGAUUGGCGAAGAUGAAAUGUCUGAACUGGGGCUUCCUGGUCAGGCCAGGUCCUAUGUUCGACACAUCUAUGACGGCGGUGCAGAGUGCACCGUCAACGGAAAGUCUGUCCAGCGAAAGGCGGAAGUCCGAAUUGCGUGCUCCCCUCGAAGCGCUACAGCCUUGGCAGUCAAAGAGACCAGCGAGUGCGAGUACAUGUUCACCAUUCUUGUUCCUGGGCUGUGCCAGCUGGAGGACUACCAAGAAGACAAGAGUGACCAUAGUGAAUUGUAA